GCCAGGGCUGCACGAGCCGCGGAUUUCUGCUUUGUCAUCCUGACUCUGGCUUUCUGCCACCGCUCGGCUCACACAAGGGCGUGGCUUCCCGUAGCCACCGGGAACCUGCAGCGGCUCCACUGUUCGCUUCAGUCCCGCAUUGCAUCGGAGCGGAGCGGAGCGGACGGUGCGGGACACCUGAAGGAGGGCCCGAGGCCCGGGAGCGCGUGUGCAUGCUUAUCAAGAGGGCAGACUUCAAAAGCUACUAAAAAUGAAUGGCUCUGAGGAUCUUCCCGGGACCUACGACUAUGAUCUCAUCAUCAUUGGAGGGGGCUCAGGAGGACUGGCAGCCGCUAAGGAGGCAGCCAAAUAUAACAAGAAGGUGAUGGUCCUGGAUUUUGUCACUCCAACUCCUCUUGGAACUAAAUGGGGUCUCGGAGGAACAUGUGUGAAUGUGGGAUGCAUACCGAAGAAGCUGAUGCACCAAGCAGCUUUGUUAGGACAAGCCGUGCGAGACUCUCGGAACUAUGGAUGGAAUGUUGAGGAGACAGUUGGACAUGACUGGGGGAAAAUGACCGAAGCCGUGCAGAAUCACAUUGGCUCUCUGAACUGGGGCUACCGCGUGGCUCUGCGGGAGAAGAAAGUCACCUAUGAGAAUGCAUAUGGGCAGUUUGUGGGUCCUCAUAGGAUUAAGACAACGAAUAACAAAGGCAAAGAAAAAAUUUAUUCAGCAGAGAGAUUUCUCAUUGCUACCGGUGAAAGGCCACGUUACUUGGGCAUCCCUGGUGACAAAGAAUACUGCAUCAGCAGUGAUGAUCUUUUCUCCUUAUCUUACUGCCCGGGCAAGACCCUGGUGGUCGGAGCAUCCUAUGUCGCUUUAGAAUGUGCUGGGUUUCUUGCUGGCAUUGGUUUAGAUGUCACUGUUAUGGUACGAUCCAUUCUCCUUAGAGGAUUUGACCAGGACAUGGCCAACAAAAUUGGUGAACACAUGCAAGAACAUGGUGUCAAGUUUAUAAAACAAUUUGUACCAAUAAAGGUUGAACAAAUUGAAGCAGGGACACCAGGCCGACUCAAGGUGGUAGCUAAGUCCACCAAUAGUGACGAAGUCAUCGAAGGAGAGUACAAUACGGUAUUGCUGGCAAUAGGAAGAGAUGCUUGCACAAGAAAAAUUGGCUUAGAAGCCGUGGGUGUAAAGAUAAAUGAAAAGAACGGAAAAAUACCUGUCACGGAUGAAGAGCAGACCAAUGUGCCUUACAUUUAUGCCAUUGGCGAUAUUCUGGAGGGGAAGCCGGAGCUCACCCCCGUAGCCAUCCAGGCGGGAAGGUUACUGGCUCAGAGGCUCUACGCUGGCUCCACUGUCAAGUGUGACUAUGAAAAUGUUCCAACAACUGUAUUUACUCCUUUGGAAUAUGGUGCUUGUGGUCUUUCUGAAGAAAAAGCUGUGGAAAAAUUUGGGGAAGAAAAUAUUGAGGUUUACCAUAGUUACUUUUGGCCAUUGGAAUGGACGGUUCCAUCAAGAGAUAGCAACAAAUGCUAUGCAAAAAUAGUCUGUAAUACGAAAGACAAUGAACGUGUUGUGGGCUUCCACAUACUGGGUCCAAACGCCGGAGAAGUUACACAAGGCUUUGCAGCCGCGCUCAAGUGUGGACUGACCAAGCAGCAGCUGGACAGCACCAUUGGGAUCCACCCCGUCUGCGCAGAGGUAUUCACGACGCUGUCGGUGACCAAGCGCUCCGGGGGGAGCAUCCUGCAGGCUGGCUGCUGAGGUUAAGCCCCAGUGUGGAUGCUGCCGCCAAGACUCCAACCCACUGAGGUGUUUCCUUGCCCAAGUCCAAGGGGAAGUUUUCAGGAAGCUUCUUUGGCUUCGACACCUAUGUGUCCUGGGCCUGUAUCACCCGAGGCACCCUUGGAUCUUAUGGGUAGGAGGUGGUGAGUGGAAGGCGGGCAGCAUCACACUGGGGUCACCAUGACGGACUCGAAACUGACCUUCGGCAGUGCAUCGUAGGGUGCGUCCAUGAAGUCACUGGCCUGAAGCCCCCGCGGUGGGCCGUGAUGGAAUUACUGGCGAAGCAGUUUUCGCAAGACUCUUUCUGUGGGUUUCUUAUCCCCUUUGCCAAGCUUCUGUUGUUGAUUACUGUUUUCUAUUUUCUCCAAGGUGUUAAUGAUACUAGAGAUGAAAAAAAAUGUUAGCACUCGAUUUUUGUCCAAAGCAAGUCUUGGCUCGCGUAUGCUCAUGGCUGCCUUGUUGCUGGGAGGCAUGGUUUGGCUCACUUGGAGGCUGAUAGGCUCGUCCCAUGAUCCAGUACUGCCCUGAGAUUCAAAUGUUCUGUUCUACUCGACUGACCCAUUCAGUGUCUCCCCUAACAGGUUACAUGUUCAAGCAAGUAAAUGUGUGGUGGACUCUGGCCAAAUCUGCCCCCUGUGUUCCAUCACUAGUUACUGUUUUUCGUUCUACUUAGGAGAGGAAAUGGCUACUUAGCCAGCCCAGCUGGGCGAUAUUCCACUGCACGGACCUGACUGGUCCAGUACGAUCGCUGUCAUUAUUCAUCAUGGAGGCAGAUGUGCUCCUUAAAUGGGGAAAAACAAUACAUGUCUUUAUUGAGUGUGUUGCAUGCUGGUCUAAGUGAGCUGAAAUGCUUAAUACUUGUUUAAAACAUUUUUUUUUUCAGGGGGGUAGCUUUAGCUUUAAGCUAAAAGCACAAAAUGUCAUGGCUUUAUUUUUCAUGUAUUUUACGUAUCUGUCCCUUGCUAAGAACUACAUUUAUAGGAAAAUGGGUCUUUCCACACUACCAUUUAACUCUUUUGUUGUACUUUUUUAAGGAAGCUCAUCAUAUAUCAUAAGUUAUUAUUUUUGAACACAGGUGGAUGUGAAGGAUUUUUGUUUAAAAACCAAAUGGUUUUGAUACUUCUGUUGAGUGUAUGACUGUACCUGGUGGGGUUUUAGCGGAAGUGUCUGUGCUUCAUUAACAUUCCAACUUGUGUUACCAAGAGGCGGUAUCCACGGUUACAGACUCCUGUGUGAAUGUGCUGACUGAGGAUCAUACUCAGGCAUCUUCUCACUAUGUAAGUUGGGUUUAAAUGUGUGCUGUGGCCAUCAGGCCUCCCACCAGCAGUCCUGUGGCUCCUGUUUCACUCCCUCCCCUCUGCUGGUAUCUGUCAGCUACAACACCGAGUAGUUGAUUCCAAGUACAUUUCUCGUCACCUCAGGGAACCCCUGCGUGUGCCUGGCAUUCCAUCACAGAGCAUAACCCUCCACAGGGCCCUGCCUCGUGCCCUCAUCCCACCUGGUUAUGAUGAAAAUGAGAAAAGGAAAAACAGAAAGGGAAAUUGAGGCAGUUGACAUCUAAUUUUAUUUAUUUUUUAAUAUGUUUUGUCUCCAAGUCUGCCAGUCUCUGAAAUUUGAACACGAGGCAGUGAGAGAGGAUUGUGCUGAAUCAUGUGGUUCUCCCUGCUCAGUGGAAUGGAAGGUUCUGCCCCCACAAGAAGGAUUGUACUUUAUGGACUUGUCUUGUUUAGAUUCUGUACUUGCCCAUUGUAUUAAAACAUAUUAAGUUCUAUGUAUUUUUGUUAAAAUUCUUCUGGAAAAAAAAAAACACAUACAAAAAACAAAAAAUCUAAACACCAAUGUGAACCAUUAAAAGGUAUUGAUAACCCA
Messenger RNA from Myotis davidii, 3634 nucleotides. It is a transcript of the gene TXNRD1, whose product is annotated as thioredoxin reductase 1. The transcript is spliced from 14 exons. The record is from RefSeq and is a predicted model, not a curated record. Lineage: Eukaryota; Metazoa; Chordata; Mammalia; Chiroptera; Vespertilionidae. Bases 251 to 1744 code for a protein of 497 amino acids. Gene Ontology annotation, biological process: cell redox homeostasis; glutathione metabolic process; cellular response to oxidative stress. Gene Ontology annotation, cellular component: cytosol; mitochondrion. Gene Ontology annotation, molecular function: flavin adenine dinucleotide binding; glutathione-disulfide reductase (NADPH) activity; thioredoxin-disulfide reductase (NADPH) activity.